This is a messenger RNA of Eutrema salsugineum, 1881 nucleotides long. RefSeq lists its product as uncharacterized. Gene Ontology annotation, biological process: DNA integration. The annotation marks the transcript as partial. NCBI's taxonomy places the organism in Eukaryota, Viridiplantae, Streptophyta, Magnoliopsida, Brassicales, Brassicaceae. The record is from RefSeq and is a predicted model, not a curated record. Gene Ontology annotation, molecular function: nucleic acid binding. The transcript is spliced from 5 exons.
GCUUAUAGGAGAAUGCCUUUCGGUUUAUGUAAUGCACCGGCCACUUUUCAAAGAUGUAUGAUGCACAUUUUCUCUGACAUUAUUGAAGAGAAAGUUGAGGUGUUCAUGGAUAACUUUAGUGUCUAUGGCUCCUCCUUCUCGGAUUGUCUCUCUAAUUCGACACAGGUGUUGGAGAGAUGUGAGCAACACAACUUGGUGCUGAACUGGGAGAAGUGUCAUUUCAUGGUGCAAGAAGGGAUAGUUCUUGGGCAUAAGAUAUCUGAGAAGGGGUUUUAUAGAAGAUUCAUAAAGGACUUCUCAAGGAUUGCCAGGCCCUUAACAAGACUGUUGUGUAAGGAAGUGGAUUUCAUCUUUGAUGCUGAAUGUGAAGAAGCCUUUAAGUUGAUCAAGGAGGCAUUGGUUAGUGCACCAAUAGUUCAGGCACCAGACUGGUCACUUCCUUUUGAGGUCAUGACAGAUGCAUCUGACUUUGCUGUUGGAGCAGUGCUUGGGCAAAAGAAAGACAAGAAGCUGCAUGUGAUCUACUAUGCUAGUAGAACACUUGACUCUGCACAAGAGAAGUAUGCUACAACUGAAAAGGAAAUGCUGGCAAUAGUUUUUGCCUUUGAUAAGUUCAGAAGCUACCUGGUGGGAUCAAAAGUCAUAGUAUACACUGAUCAUGCAGCCCUCAGGUAUUUGAUGACCAAGAAAGAUGCCAAGCCAAGGCUGUUAAGAUGGGUUUUAUUGCUCCAAGAGUUUGAUAUGGAAGUGCUUGAUAAAAAGGGCAUUGAAAAUGGGGCUGCAGACCAUCUCUCAAGGCUGAGGAUUGAAGAAAAGGUCCCCAUAGAUGAUGCUUUGCCUGAAGAGUCUCUGAUGAGCAUUCAAGAAAGGAGGAUGCCUUGGUUUGCAGACAUAGUGAACUAUCUUGCAUGUGGGGUGGAGCCUCCUGAAUUAGAUGCUUACAAGAGGAAGAAGUUCUUCAGAGAUAUCUUUGAUUGCUGGGGGAUUGACUUUAUGGGGCCCUUCAUUUCAUCCUAUGGGAAUCAGUACAUACUUUUUGCUGUGGACUAUGUGUCCAAAUGGGUUGAGGCCAUUGCUUCCCCUACCAAUGAUUCCAAGGUUAUAGUGAAGCUGUUCAAGAGCAUCAUCUUCCCAAGGUUUGGAGUUCCAAGGGUUGUCAUCUCUGAUGGAGGAUCCCAUUUUGUGAACAAGACUCUGGAAGGUUUAUUGAGGAAGCAUGGAGUGAAACACAAGAUAGCUACUCCUUAUCAUCCUCAAACUAGUGGCCAGGUUGAAGUAUCCAAUAUACAGAUCAAAGCCAUUCUUGAGAGGACUGUUAGCUCAAGCAGAAAAGAUUGGAGCAAAAGGCUAGAUGAUGCAUUGUGGGCUUAUAGGACUGCCUUUAAAACUCCAAUUUGGACAUCACCAUACAGUCUACUAUAUGGGAAGAGCUGCCACCUUCCUGUUGAGCUGGAAUACAAGGCUAUGUGGGCUGUGAAGUUGCUGAACUUUGAUAUCAAGACAGCUCAGGAGAAAAGGAUCAUGCAACUCCAUGAACUUGAGGAGAUUAGGCUUGAGGCUUUUGAAAGCUCAAAGAUCUAUAAGGAGAAGACCAAGGUUCUGCAUGAUAAGAAGAUUCUGAAGAGAGAGUUCAAGGAUGGUGAUUUGGUGUUGCUGUUCAACGUGUUAGGUGUGAGUCUGAACCCUUGGAAAAGUGAAUGCAGAAUGAAAAGAGAUGAAGGAAUGGAGACAAGCUUGUGCUCGGCCUUUGACAUGGGCACCGGCCACGGUCAAGAACAGGCGUGGCAAGUCUCUUUGUGCUGCCACGGGGAGAUAAUCACGGUCUCAAGGCCAGGUCGUGGCAAAAGAAGCAUAUGUUCGGCGAAUGCCACGGCCUUGUGA